This is a messenger RNA of Hyposmocoma kahamanoa, 1067 nucleotides long. It is a transcript of the gene PCNA, whose product is annotated as proliferating cell nuclear antigen. The coding region runs from base 115 to 897 and encodes 260 amino acids. The record is from RefSeq and is a predicted model, not a curated record. Gene Ontology annotation, cellular component: PCNA complex. Lineage: Eukaryota; Metazoa; Arthropoda; Insecta; Lepidoptera; Cosmopterigidae. The transcript has 7 exons. Gene Ontology annotation, molecular function: DNA binding; DNA polymerase processivity factor activity. Gene Ontology annotation, biological process: mismatch repair; translesion synthesis; regulation of DNA replication.
CGCGCCAUUUUUUCCCGCUAUCAGCCGGCUGUCACUUUGCGUUGAGGUCAGCAACUUGUGUGUUGUGCUUUGUUUCUCAUUCAAAUUUCGUGUAAUUUAAUCAAAAACCAGACAAUGUUCGAAGCACGCUUGUUGAAGAGCUCCAUCUUGAAGAAGGUGCUGGAAGCCAUUAAGGAUCUCCUUACACAGGCCACAUUUGACUGCGACGACAAUGGAAUACAGUUGCAAGCAAUGGACAACUCUCACGUGUCCCUGGUCUCCCUCACCCUCAGAGCAGAUGGGUUUGACAAGUACAGGUGCGACAGGAAUAUCUCCAUGGGCAUGAACCUUGGGAGUAUGUCCAAGAUCCUUAAAUGUGCAGGAGACAAGGAUACAGUAACUAUAAAGGCGCAGGACAACGCUGACACAGUUACAUUCGUCUUUGAGAGCCCCAACCAGGAGAAAGUCUCUGACUAUGAAAUGAAACUCAUGAAUCUUGAUUUGGAGCAUUUAGGUAUCCCUGAGACCGAGUACAGCUGCACGAUUCGUUUGCCCAGCGGCGAGUUCGCGCGAAUCUGCCGCGACCUCUCGCAGUUUGGAGAGUCUAUGGUCAUAUCCUGCACUAAAGAAGGAGUAAAGUUCUCGGCGUCGGGCGACAUUGGCUCGGCGAACAUAAAGCUGGCUCAGACGGCGUCUAUAGACAAGGAAGAUGAGGCGGUUGUCAUCGAAAUGGACGAGCCAGUCACACUCACCUUCGCGUGCCAGUACCUCAACUACUUCACCAAGGCCACUUCCUUGAGCCCCCAGGUCCAACUGUCCAUGUCUGCUGACGUCCCAUUAGUAGUAGAGUACCGCAUUCCGGAUAUUGGCCACAUUCGCUACUACUUGGCGCCGAAGAUCGAAGAAGAAGAUAGUUGAACUACUUUAGUAUUAAUUUUUAUCGCGUAUUUCGUAACUAUUAUUCCACGGCCUGUUCUCAGUAUCAAGUUAUCUACGUAUCAAGUAAAUGCGUAUAUGCGUAUACACUUUAUAUAACAAAACCAUGUCAUAAGAGAAAAAAAUACUAUAAUGUAAAUAGUGUUCACUUC